AUGUCACACUACAUCCAGUACAACAGCAGCAUUGUCCUUUAUCCCAAAAGCUCUGAGCCAGGAACUGCCGAAUAUGCCAUGGCAGUGUAUAACCAGCAUGUCUGCCCUCUCAGUAACUGGGUGUAUAACUUGUCCUGUGAGGAGCCACUGGUGAUGCAGAGUGGACAGUUUCCCUGCUGCACUCUGGAUAACAUCCCUCUCAUCAGUAAAUGUGGUGUGCUGCCUCCAGAGAGUUGCUGGUUCAGUCUCCUCUGCAAUAUUGGAUCCUUUAUGGUGAUAUUGAUUGGUCUGCUCCGCUACGCUCAGGUGGUGGAGCAGCAGAAGCAGGACAGUGUGAUGAACAUGAUGGGGCUCUACUCUGGCUGGUUUUGUGCUGCAGGACUCAACAUGGUAGGAAACUUCCAGGUAGACUUUGCGAAGGUGCUGCACUAUAUGGGAGUGAUUCUGGCCUUCCCAACCAGUCUGCUGUUCAUGUGUGUGCAGACGAUCUUGACGUACCGUCUGGCGAAAACACACACUCACUGCCGAACCGCCCACCUCCGACUGGCACUCAGCCUGCUCACCCUCAUCACGUUCCUCCUCGGUGCCAUUUUCUUCCCACAGGACAGUUUCACCCUCCAGCACUCGGCCGCUGUGUGCGAGUGGCUCUUCGCGAACACCGUGUUGCUUUUCUACGGCACGUUUGCUAUUGAGUUUCGCUUGGUGUCUGCGCACACACUGUUGGUUCUGAUCCAGAAACAUCAGAAACAAGGUUUUUCUCAGAACGAGUUAAAGUUAUGCCUUCUUCCUGUCAGGAUGGAGUCUGAGUACCUGAAACAGAGGCUGGGUAAAUGUUUGGUGGAGGCUCUGGCAGAAGUCGUGGAGCAGAGACCCAUGGACCCCGUCGCGUUUCUCGCUCACUACAUCUACAAAUACAAAGAAAACAUGGAGUAUGCUGAAAAGGUCAAGAAGAUGAAGCCCCCUUCAAUAGUUUGCUUUCACACCAUUGAUGGGCUGCCCAAAGCUGCAUAUGAGAAGCAGGUGGAGGAGGAGGUGGAGAAAGCCAGAGAGGAGGCAGAGCAUCAGAAACGUCUGAAGGAGGAGGAGGAGCGAUUACGAGCCGCAGAAGAGGUGAAAGAUUGGUGGUGGUGGUGGCGGUGGUGGUGCGUCCUUUUUACUCUUUAUAAGACAGUGCUCUCUGCGGAGCUUCUGUGA
Molecule: messenger RNA, 1194 nt
Organism: Neoarius graeffei (lesser salmon catfish)
Lineage: Eukaryota; Metazoa; Chordata; Actinopteri; Siluriformes; Ariidae
Product: transmembrane protein 150A-like
Exons: 9
Coding region: 1-1194 (397 amino acids)
Source: RefSeq, a predicted model, not a curated record